CAAAAAAUAAAAAAGUAUUCGUCUGUCAGUGUCGCUAGCCGAUUUCGAAAAUAAUUACCUCUAUUUCUUUAAUAAAUAUUUCUUAUUAACUUUAAAACUUCGAAGUAUAAAGAUAGUAAUAUAUCAUGGAUGAUGAUGCUGAAACUUAUAAGCUUUGGCGCAUUCGUAAAACUGUUAUGCAGUUAUGCCACGAUCGUGGGUACUUAGUAACCCAGGAUGAAUUGGAUCAAACCUUGGAGCAGUUCAAAGAGCAAUUUGGAGACAAACCCAGUGAAAAGCGUCCUGCAAGAAGUGACUUGAUAGUGUUGGUGGCUCACAAUGAUGAUCCAACAGAUCAGAUGUUUGUUUUCUUUCCUGAUGAAGCAAAAAUUGGCAUUAAGACAAUUAAAACAUAUUGUACAAGGAUGCAAGAGGAAAAUAUACAUAGGGCCAUAGUUGUGGUACAAGCAGGUAUGACACCAUCAGCCAAGCAGUCGUUAGUGGACAUGGCACCAAAGUACAUCCUAGAGCAGUUCUUGGAAUCGGAGCUGCUUAUCAACAUUACAGAGCAUGAACUGGUGCCCGAACACAUUGUGUUAACACCCGAUGAAAAGCAAGAACUGCUUGCUAGAUACAAGCUGAAAGAAAACAUGUUGAUGAGAAUACAAGCCGGCGACCCUGUGGCUAGAUACUUCGGACUGAAGCGAGGACAGGUGGUGAAAAUCAUCCGAUCUUCAGAAACGGCCGGGCGAUACAUUUCGUAUAGAUUAGUAUGCUAAGAAUAGGUUUAGAUAUAAAACAAUAAAAUUCCACUUUCAUUAAACAA
Messenger RNA from Pectinophora gossypiella (pink bollworm), 805 nucleotides. RefSeq names its product DNA-directed RNA polymerases I, II, and III subunit RPABC1 (gene Rpb5). Gene Ontology annotation, molecular function: DNA binding; DNA-directed RNA polymerase activity. NCBI's taxonomy places the organism in Eukaryota, Metazoa, Arthropoda, Insecta, Lepidoptera, Gelechiidae. Gene Ontology annotation, biological process: DNA-templated transcription. The transcript is spliced from 6 exons. Bases 126 to 758 code for a protein of 210 amino acids. The record is from RefSeq and is a predicted model, not a curated record. Gene Ontology annotation, cellular component: RNA polymerase I complex; RNA polymerase II, core complex; RNA polymerase III complex.